Molecule: messenger RNA, 1367 nt
Organism: Rhineura floridana
Lineage: Eukaryota; Metazoa; Chordata; Lepidosauria; Squamata; Rhineuridae
Product: alpha-1B-glycoprotein-like
Exons: 5
Coding region: 1-1002 (333 amino acids)
Source: RefSeq, a predicted model, not a curated record
AUGCCUGUUACUCUCCCCUUCUUGCUGCUUACGAUCUCCCUGCCAAAGCCGUCCAUCUUUUGGCUCCAGGCUCCAGAUGUACAUGGGAAGCACCGUCUUCAAUGUACAGCUCAGGAGGAAUAUGCGGGCAGCUGGUUCUACCUAUAUCAGGGACCAAGCCGGGAACCCAUGGCUGAAAAGAAAGCCUUGCCCACUCAAUCCAAAGUAACCUUUGCAGUCCACAGCUUUGGGCCCAGUGAGCAAUUCCACUGCAGCUAUGAGAUCUGGGAGGCAGGGAAGUCCCUUCACUCCCCACUCAGCAGCCCUGCAAACAUCACAGAGGACCAUUACCCCAAGCCAUCCAUCACUGUGAGUCCCAGUACUGAGGUUCUUGCAGGGCAGGACUGGACUAUCCGUUGUUGGGCUCCAUCACCAGGAGUCAACUUUGUCCUGUACCAGGCCAGGGAGUUCCGGAUAGAGGUCACCCCCCGAGGGGACUCCAACACUGCUGAAUUCUCCUUGAAGAAUGUCACCAUGGCCGAUGCAGGCCAAUACACCUGCUAUUACCACAGCACCUCAGAGCCCUUCAUCUGGUCAAACGCCAGUGACCCAGUGCAUCUAAGAGUUAUCGAUGCAACCAAGGUCCCCAGUUACCAGGAGGUGUUGGUGGACUCUGCAGGGAGAUAUCGAGUGAAUUGCUCGGUACCUUCCACUGCUGAGGGCUGGUUCUAUCUUUACCAGGGAGGGCAGCUCUUUGCUGAAACCAGAGCUUGGCAUGAUGGGACGACUGCCAGCUUCAACCUCACAGAAGAUGCACUUAACAUCAACAAGGGAGAGCUGAGCUGCCAAUAUAGGGAAAAUCGGCUCAAUGACACCGAAGUGUGGACACAAGAUUCCCGUUGCCAGGGCACUGAUUACACCACAGCCAACUCGUUGCGACUUGGGAUCGGGGCCUGCAUCCUUUUAUUAGCCCUACUUUUCAUAGCUGAAGCAUGCUGGGACGAGAAGCAUCAGAAGAACUAAGCCAAGUAAAGGGACCCUGGACCAGCACGGUGGAUCCACUGAGCUAACCAAGUCUGGUUUGGAACCUAGUGGCUGCAUUUAACGAGAAGGGACAUAAUGAUGGUUCGCAAGCCACACAGAGAUUGUUAGACUAUAGUCCUCAACCAGCUUACUUCAUAGUGGCCACAUCAAUGUAAUCAGAGCUCCUCUAAAACAGGAGCUUUAGUCUGCAGGAGUGGGGAACAUGUGAUCCUCCAGAUGUUGUUGGUCUCUAGCUGCCAUCAGCCCCAGCCAGUUUGGCUGUUGAUCAGGAAUUAUGGAAGUUGGAGUGCAGCAGCAUCUGAAAAGCCACAGGUCCCCCAUACCUGGCUUGUUUUGAAGCAGAA